CCCAGGAUGUCCAUGCUUGCGGAGCCCCGGAGGAAAGUGAAAUGGUCUGUGGACCCUAGGAACAGUACCUGGAGUAAUGAUGAAUCCAAGUUCGGCCAGAAGAUGCUUGAGCGAAUGGGCUGGUCCAAGGGCAAGGGCCUGGGUAAAACUGAGCAAGGUUCCACAGAUCACAUCAAAGUUAAAGUGAAAAAUGACAGCCUGGGUCUUGGAACCACUGUUAGCCAUGAGGAUAACUGGAUUGCCCACCAAGAUGAUUUCAAUCAGCUUUUGGCUGAGCUAAAUAACUGCCAUGGUCAAAACAACAACAAGGAGUCCCUGCCUGAGCAGCAGCAAGGCUUUAGCUUGGAGGAGAAGUCCAAGACGUCCAAAAAGAGGGUUCAUUACAUGAAAUUCACUAAAGGAAAGGAUCUGUCCUGCCGCACCGAAAAAGAUCUAAAUUGUAUCUUUGGGAAGAGAGCAAAACACGCUAAAGACGAAGAGGAGGAGAACAAUAGUAGCAGCGAUUCCCAGUGGGAGAAUGAGAAUGAGGCUUCUGCCACUCCUGAACCUGACACAGAGUCCGUCAGCAACACCGUGACCAGCUCUCUCACCAUGCAGGAGUACUUUGCCCAGCGGAUGGCUCAGCUGAAGAGGGCUCGUAGCCAGGCCCAGAAUCCAGCUUCAUCACUGGAGGCAGAGACCACCGAAAUGUCAGGUCUGUGUGAGGAACCCGAUGCCCUCCAGAGCAAUGACAGUGUUACAGAAAAACCCAAAAAGAAGAAAAAGAAAAUCAGCGAGGCUGUCGAAGACAUGGACUUUGCAUCAGAGAUGUGCACUUCUGUAACAGAGGAGAACGAGGACCAGGAGCAGGCCUGUUUAGGGAAAAAAAAGAAAAAGAGGAAAGUGGCAGAGGAAGAAGGAGCUGUGGCUGAGGAUUGCAGCUCCGCCGCCGUUGUGGAGCCGAACUGCGAGGACAGGCAGAGUUCCUCCAAGAAGAAAAAGCUUAAAAGAAAUCAGGAAAAUAACUCAGUUGAGAACCAAACUGUGGAGUCAGAGCAUGCGCACAAGAAGAAGAAGAAGAAGAAGAAGAAGAGACACGAGGACGUUGUGUUACCAGAGGAAAAUAAGGUGGUGAUGGCGAAGAAAUCAAAAAAGGACAAAAAAAAGAAAAAGGAAUGAGAAUAGUAUUGAAAUGAAUAAUUUUUUUUAUCCUAAAAUCCCAUUAACUCUUAAGCCAUCAGAGGGACCUAAUUUUGCCCUAAUUUGAUGAUGAAUGCAGAAAUACAUGGAGUGACUAGCCUCUUUUUUUUUUUUACCAGUUUACAUGAGUUUGUGUGGAUUACUUUCAACCUGUGAUUUUUAGCCCUUAUUUAACCAGACGAGUCCAUUUAGAAAGAAUCUGCAUCCCAUGAGCUAUUGCGGGGGUGGCAUCAGACACUGGGAGCUGCACAGUUCAACCACCCUCGUACUAUCUGCUACUGAGCCGCCCCACUGGACUCCACUAUGCUUGCCUUCUCCAUGUUGGCAAAUAUAUUCAUCGUGCAGAAGUCCUCAUAAAUAGCCCUUUGUUAUUUCACCAGUUAACGGUAGUAACAAAACAAACAUGAAUUUGAACUAAUCCAGUGCUGUUAAUGCACCAGGUGUUGAAUAUGUUUUUAUUUCAAAAUAUUCUACAUGUAAAGUUGUAAACACUCCCCGGGCACUGCAGCUGCUCCUAUAAAAUAGGAUAGGUUAAAUGCAGAGAACAGAAUACAAUGCCAAAUAAAGUGGCUUUCUCCAAAGGAGUUGAAUCAAGUGCAACUGGACUUGGUAUAUAUCCGUGAAGACGUUUUGCCUCUCAUCCAAGAGGCUUCCUCAGUUCGUGCCUUUCUGACGAGACCAAGCUAGUCUGACUGGCUGGUGAUGAGACUCAGAAUUUAUCCUCUAGGAGUUGUUGUCAGAGCUAUUGAUAUGCAUGGCUCUUUGUGAUCCGAUGUUUACCAACACCCGUCGCUAACAGAGCCAUAGAUAUGAGUGGCUCUUUUGUGUACCGACGUUUGGCCGCACCCGUCGUUAUCAGAGCUAUUGAUAGCGUGGCUGUCCUGUGCUCCGAUGUCCAGCCGCGCCCAAGCCCAGUUGCACUUGAUUCAACUCCUUUGGAUAACCAUGACCCUGGAUGAAUGAGAACAUUCACAGAGAAAGUGGCUUUCUUUUCAAAAUAUCAACAUUUUGAAUGCAAGAAUCAUAAAAAAUAUUUUUUUUCCCCAAAGGUAUUUCAUCGAGAACUCUAAUUAAUAGACAAAUGUCUGAAUUCUUUUUGGAAUGAAAUCAUGUAUAUGAUUGUCAAAUGUUGUUACUUUUUUUAUUAUAAUAUGGGUAAUAUGAAAUCAGUUAAAGUCUCAAAGGUUUAAUGAACAUUCAUGAUGUUUUCAGGUGACAAAAAUCUGAACUGUCCGAAAGCAUCUUUAAUGAGCUCCAAGGAAACUUUGUAUGUGACAUUAAAACCUCAUAACCAGACGAAUCCUCAAUAAAUCAAACUCAAAAUGA
Lampris incognitus (smalleye Pacific opah) is the source of this 2505-nucleotide messenger RNA. RefSeq names its product PIN2 (TERF1) interacting telomerase inhibitor 1 (gene pinx1). The record is from RefSeq and is a predicted model, not a curated record. Gene Ontology annotation, cellular component: nucleolus. The coding region runs from base 7 to 1158 and encodes 383 amino acids. Gene Ontology annotation, biological process: regulation of ribosome biogenesis. Lineage: Eukaryota; Metazoa; Chordata; Actinopteri; Lampriformes; Lampridae. Gene Ontology annotation, molecular function: nucleic acid binding; telomerase inhibitor activity. The transcript is spliced from 7 exons.